AUGUCAUAUAUGUCUGAAAAUAGCUGGUAAAACAGCAACUAACCGGAUAUCCAAAAUUGGAUAUCCUGUAUUCCGUUUCUCCAGAGUCAUGCCCAGCACCUAACCUGCGAACGGGCAAAAGACAUAACUCAUUAAGGUGGGCAAGUUCUGGCAGCAAGUUCUGGUGGCAAGUGUGUGUUUGUAUGGGAAUUUCAGCAUAGCAUCUCUUCAUUCAUAAACUGUUUUCAGUGCGAGUAGCACCGUUUAUAUCUUGUUGGCAAAUAUUGCAACAGCUUUGGCGAUUUUCUUUGGAGAAUUUAGUGAAAAGUUUCAAAGAUGUCUCAUUCGGUAAGUGAUGUUUGUUUUUUGCUUGUGUUUUUCCCCCCUUCAAAAUUUACUUGAUUUGUAUGGGCUUGUACUUAUGUUUUCAUAUUUGUAGAUCCUUUAAAUGAUUUGCAAGUGCGAGAACAAAGCUGUUCUUAACAUAUUUGAGCAAGCUUUUCAGUUGACAGAUGAAGAAAAGGAAGCGAUUUAACAGCGACGAAUUGCCAUUUGAACCAGACAAAAUGAAGUUUGCCCUAGCCUAAUAGAAAAUUGGUCAGCUUCCCAGCGGAUUUGUUUCGCCAACGAAUGGGCUAAUGAUCAUGGUCUAUGUGAGGAAUCAGACGCUCCAAGCGAGGUGAUUGAAAGCCAGACGAGAGAAGGAUCGGUGAGUAGAGAUGCGGUUUUUUAAUAUUUCACACGACAUGUUCAUACUUUUUUUCUUUAUGCUUGUACAUAUGUUUUCAUAUUUGUAGAUCCUUGAAAUGAUUUGCGAGUGCAAGAACGAAGCUGCUCUUAACAUAUUCGAGCAAGCUUUUGAGUUUAAUGGACAAAGAAAACGAAACAAUUUCACGACGACAAAUUGCCAUUUGGACCUGGCAAAAUGA
Paramuricea clavata is the source of this 908-nucleotide messenger RNA. Lineage: Eukaryota; Metazoa; Cnidaria; Anthozoa; Malacalcyonacea; Plexauridae. The record is from the annotation of a GenBank genome assembly.